AUGAAGUUCGUUACCGUCGCCCUCGUCGCCAUCUCCCUCCUCUCCACUCCCGCCAGCUUCGUUCUCGGACAAGACCCAGGCCCUUCGCCGACGGAGUCAGUCGGUUGUACGCCGCAUGGCGAUCACUGGCACUGCACUGGUCCCCGCCUAACAACUGGUGCUGCUGAGGACACUGCAACCCAUACUGCUGCAGACCCAGGCCCUUCGCCGACGGAGUCAGUCGGUUGUACGCCGCACGGUGAUCAUUGGCACUGUGCUGGUCCCCGCCUAACAACUGGAGCUAGUAAGGACACUGCAGUCCAUACUGCUGCAGACCCAGGCCCUAGCCCUACAGAAUCUGUAGGCUGCAAGCCGCAUGGUGAUCAUUGGCACUGCGCUGGUCCCCGCCUACCAACCGGUGCUACUAAGGACACUGCAACCCGUACCGCUGCAGACCCAGGCCCUAGCCCUACAGAAUCUGUAGGCUGCAAGCCGCAUGGUGAUCAUUGGCACUGCGCUGGUCCCCGCCUACCAACCGGUGCUACUAAGGACACUGCAACCCGUACCGCUGCAGACCCAGGCCCUAGCCCUACAGAAUCUGUAGGCUGCAAGCCGCAUGGUGAUCAUUGGUAA
This is a messenger RNA of Blastomyces gilchristii SLH14081, 612 nucleotides long. RefSeq lists its product as uncharacterized. The record is from RefSeq and is a predicted model, not a curated record. The transcript is spliced from 5 exons. Lineage: Eukaryota; Fungi; Ascomycota; Eurotiomycetes; Onygenales; Ajellomycetaceae. The coding region runs from base 1 to 612 and encodes 203 amino acids.